AUGGGGCGGGCUUCUUUCGAAUACGAUGAAGUGGGUAACACAUUUUAUUACGUCCUUGUCUCCUUCUACGCUAUUAUUCUUAUUCCGGUAACCUACUUUUUUUUCCCUACGGGAAAAGCAGAAGUCGUGGAAGUUGACGAACGUGAAUGUCAAUGCGCAGGAUGCAGUCAGAAACGACAAUUGAAGGCGGCUAAUAAACCUUGGAAACGUACGAAAAGUAUACUAACAGUUGUUUUACUAAUCACUGCCUGGAUUGUUUUUGCAUUGAUCGUUAAGAAAGUCACGGAGAUUGAAGUUACAUACCAGGAAUACAAUCCAUACCAAAUACUGGGCUUAGAUCAAGGUGCUGAUACAGCUGCCGUAAGGAAAGCAUAUCGCGAACUCUCUAAAAAAAUGCAUCCUGAUCGUGGAGGAGACGCACAGAUGUUUGAUAAAAUUGCGAAGGCUUACCAAGCUCUUACUGACGAAGAAUCUCGCGAAAAUUGGGAGAAGUAUGGGAAUCCAGAUGGACCUACA
Strongylus vulgaris is the source of this 516-nucleotide messenger RNA. NCBI's taxonomy places the organism in Eukaryota, Metazoa, Nematoda, Chromadorea, Rhabditida, Strongylidae. The record is from the annotation of a GenBank genome assembly.